Molecule: messenger RNA, 1767 nt
Organism: Hyaloscypha bicolor E
Lineage: Eukaryota; Fungi; Ascomycota; Leotiomycetes; Helotiales; Hyaloscyphaceae
Product: amino-acid permease inda1
Exons: 8
Coding region: 1-1599 (532 amino acids)
Biological process (GO): amino acid transmembrane transport
Cellular component (GO): membrane
Molecular function (GO): amino acid transmembrane transporter activity
Source: RefSeq, a predicted model, not a curated record
AUGGGAUGUACACCAGAGUCGUUCAAGCAACGAACAUCAUCAAACGAUGACAAUCUACUCAACCAUACCCUCAAGCCCCGCCAUCUGCACAUGAUUGCGAUUGGUGGGUCAAUUGGUGCUGGCUUCUUCGUUGGAUCUGGAAGUGCACUCGAUAAAGGUGGUCCCGCCACACUACUCAUUGAUUUCGCCAUUAUGGGUGUCAUGAUUUUCAACGUUGUCUAUGCUCUUGGAGAGCUCGCUGUCAUGUAUCCUGUCUCAGGCGGUUUCUACACUUAUUCUACUCGGUUCAUCGACCCCUCAUGGGGAUUUGCUAUGGGUUGGAAUUAUGUGUUCCAAUGGGCCAUCGUCCUUCCUCUCGAACUCGUCGUCGCUGGCUUCACUGUGGGAUACUGGAAUCCAGACAUCAACGUCGGAGUUUGGAUUACGGUCUUCCUCAUCGCAAUCGUCAUCAUCAACGUUUUUGGCGUUCUUGGCUUUGCCGAGGAAGAGUUCUGGUCUAGCAUCUUGAAACUGGCAGCAGUUGUCAUCUUCAUGAUCGUUGGGCUGAUCCUAGUAUGUGGUGGUGGCCCCAGCAGAGGCAUUUAUAGCAAAUACUGGGGGGCGAGACUCUGGUAUGAUCCAGGUGCAUUCAAAAAUGGAUUCAAGGGAGUCUGUGCUGUGUUCGUCACGGCCGCUUUUGCGUUCUCGGGCACAGAGCUCGUCGGUCUCGCUGCUGCCGAAGCCGAAAACCCCGCCAAAGCUCUUCCUGGUGCCAUCAAGCAAGUGUUCUGGCGUAUCACCUUGUUCUACAUCAUUGGUCUCCUGUUCGUCGGGUUGCUUGUCAGCUCUACAGAUGACCGCCUCCUGGGUGCCAACCCAUUCAUCAACGUCGCCGCAAGUCCAUUUGUUAUUGCCGCCAAAGAUGCUGGUCUCAUCGGCUAUGAUAGUUUCAUGAACUUCAUCAUCCUCGUUUCCGUCAUCUCUAUCGGCAACUCAGGAGUCUACGGUGGCUCUCGAACCUUGACCGCCCUCGCAGAGCAGGGCUACGCCCCCAAAUUCUUCGCCUACAUCGAUCGAUCCGGCCGUCCUCUCUUCUCAACAAUCGCCAUCCUACUCUUUGGAUGUCUAGGCUACGUUACCCUGAGCGCAUCUGGUCCUGUAGUCUUCGACUGGCUACUCGCUCUCUCUGGGCUUGCGGCUCUGUUCACAUGGGGUUCUAUCUGCUUGGCACACAUCCGCUUCCGCAAAGCAUGGGCACAUCAAGGGCACACCCUGGAUGAGAUCCCAUUCAAAGCCGUGUUUGGUGUAUACGGUUCUUACGCAGGCUUGAUUCUCAUCUUCCUUGUUCUUGUAGCACAGUUCUACAUCGCACUCUACCCACUCGGGAAAAUGGGCAAAAUUGGUACCGCUGAAGAUUUCUUCAAACAGUAUCUUGCGCUACCAGUUGUGAUCGUGUUCUGGAUUUGUGGGUAUUUCUGGAAGCGCACAGGCUGGUUGAGGACGAGUCAGAUUGAUGUUGAUACCGGCAGGAGAGAGGUCAAUUGGCAGUUGAUUAAUGCGACGAGGGCAGAGAUUGCGAGCUAUCCAGCGUGGAAGAGGCUCGGGUAUUUCUUGUUCUGAGGGGUAAAGUGUAGGUUGCAAAGAGGGGAAGGGGCUGCGGCGAAUAAGGGUGGACCAAGGUAAAGGUUUUGAUUUUCUAAGUCUCUAAACAUCUUCAAUGGGCGACGGACCAUGUUCGCUGUUUUUUCAUGUUGCUUUUAUAUAGAGAGAAUAUGCAUGGCUUUCUAC